Hyphopichia burtonii NRRL Y-1933 is the source of this 596-nucleotide messenger RNA. RefSeq lists its product as uncharacterized. The record is from RefSeq and is a predicted model, not a curated record. The annotation marks the transcript as partial. Lineage: Eukaryota; Fungi; Ascomycota; Pichiomycetes; Serinales; Debaryomycetaceae. The transcript has a single exon.
GAAUGUCUAAUCCUCAAGAAGAAGUGUAUAUUGACUACUUAAACUACGAAUGGGACUCAUUCGAUGAGUUUCAGCAAGGGUUGAAAGAUAUACUUGAUAAUUAUUUAGAAAGUAUGAAAGAAUCAGAUCCUUCAGCUACAUCAAUUCCUGCUUUGGAUAAACAACAGCUUAUAGAUCAGGCCAAGUCCUUUUUUUACUGUUCUCAUACCGGAAACAUUUUAAACUUGGACGAUUUCAAUCAAUGGAAGUUACAUAACGGAGAUAAAUAUGAUAAGAAUAAGAAAAUCGUUGAAAUACCGAACGAGGAAGAGGAGGAGCCGCAACUGCUGGAACCACCAUAUUCUUCCAAUUACCAAAACCUUGUUGAGUUGAUAGUUUCUGGUAAACCUGUUCCUGGAAUCAAACAGAUUCCAGAUACGGUAUUGACUGACCAAAGUUCUAAAUCGGAUGCUAAGCAGAGAGUGAAGCCUUGGGAAAAGAAUAAAGGGACUGAGGAAAACGAUAUUACAGAACAAAUAUAGAAGCCAAAUGUCUAAUGAAUAAAUUAUGAUCUAGAAGUGAAUAUGUAGUCUAUAUAAAAUGUCAUUAAUGUAAAA